UGCCUGACCGCAGUGUUAGCCUCCGGAUUGGCUGAGCAGUUGUUAGGACUGUUUACAGGAAACAUGGCUUCCAGGUCUGUUGGAGAGCUUCAAGAAAUGGAAGUGGACAGAAGGGGUGAGUCUGAGGAGUCUGGUGAUGAUGAGACCAGGAGGAGGAGUAUCAAUGGCGAUGUGGACCCCAAUCAGCCCGCUACCACAAGUAAAGAAGAGUCUCCUGUUGACAUGGACACCAUAACAUUGGAUCCAGAGGAAGAGGAUGUUGAUCUCGUUCAUUGUCGUAUUGGGAAGAUUGAAGGAUUGGAGGUGCUACAGAAGGCUAAAACACUCUCCUUACGCCAGAAUCUCAUCAAAAAGAUAGAAAACCUCGACAGUCUGAACUCACUGCAGGAACUAGAUCUCUAUGACAAUCAGAUCCGCAAACUGGAGAACCUACACCACCUCACAGAGUUGGAGCAGCUCGACGUAUCCUUCAACCUUCUGAGGAAGGUGGAGGGUUUGGAGCAGUUGACUCGGGUGAAGAAACUGUUUCUGCUACACAACAAAAUUAGCAGCAUUGCCAACCUGGAACACUUAACAAGCCUGGAGAUGCUGGAGCUGGGCUCCAAUCGCAUCCGGGUCAUAGAGAACCUGGAUACACUUGCGUCUUUGCAGAGUUUGUUUCUUGGCACCAAUAAAAUAACUAAACUUCAGAAUCUGGAGGGUUUACACAACCUGACUGUUUUAAGCAUUCAGAGUAACCGGAUUACUAAAAUUGAGGGUCUACAGAACCUUGUCAGCCUGAAAGAGCUCUAUCUGAGCCACAAUGGCAUUGAGGUCAUUGAGGGCUUGGAGAACAAUAAAAAGCUUACAACCCUGGACAUUGCAGCCAAUCGAGUAAAGAAAAUUGAAAACAUCAGUCAUCUGACAGACCUGCAGGAGUUCUGGAUGAACGAUAAUCAGAUAGAUAACUGGUCAGAUCUUGAUGAGUUGAAGAACGCCAAGUCUCUGGAGACGGUCUAUCUCGAAAGAAACCCUCUACAGAAGGAUCCACAAUACCGGCGGAAGAUCAUGCUGGCGCUGCCCAGUGUACGCCAGAUCGACGCUACCUUCAUCCGCUUCUAAACUGCAGUGUACAGUUCACCUGCCAACUUGUGUUCGCCCUCACCUCCCAGCCUGCCCUACCUACAAACACAGUGUUCAUCUUGAAACAAGCUGGCCUCACUGAAUCAUAUAGUCACUCCAUACACAGAUAUACAUUCCAACAUUUCACUCACCCAUGGCUCACUCAACAUGCAUGUAUGCACUCAUUCACACCUUGAUCUAUGCUACUGUGGGGGAAGCUUAUUUAUUGAACUGUAUGAACUGUUAAUAUGAUUUUCCUUAAAAGUACCCUUCACCCAUUUCCUCACGUUUCCUCUGCAGUUAUUUUUCUUUUAUUGUUUUGCAUGUGGGAUACAGGAUGGAGAUACCUUCUUUCCUCAGUCAUGCGGUGCCCAUAAGCGCAAUAAGAAAUCAGUCUUUAGCACGUUGUUGAAGUUGCACUGCUAUCAUGAGUGAGGAAAGGCUGGCAUUCUUAACUAUCUAGGGCAAUUUGAUGAGAGAGAUGAGUUGAGACUUGUCUCACGAGGUACACAGUGGGUGAAAGAACAAUUAAACAUCAACAUUAAAGGGAAAGUCCAUAAUAAAAUAUAAGUUAACUAUUUUAAUCUUCAGAAUACUGCUUAUCCUCUCAUUUGGUUCCAACACACUUCAAACCCGUCCUGAACGUGUUAGCACAGAAAUUUCAAAUUAAGCCUAAAAUGACGCCGAAAACAGCAAAAACUGAUUAAUUGUUUUAAUAAACUAGCAUCCUUACUGAUGAAGGGCAAAUUUUGUUGCUCCGUAGCCUCGUCUGUUCCAUUAGGCCCAUUUUCUGAUUAAUAAGAGUGACCUCUGCAGUAAAAUAAAGCUCAUAAGAAUGUAAAAUCAUGUAAUGUGUCCAUAAAGAUGCUUUUGUAACCGGUGAUCACCCACCUUAUUUAUUGACUUUGCUCCUUGAACAAAUCUUUGAUUACUGCUUUGGUUCCCUUUUGAUACUUUUUUUUUGAGGUGAUAACAUUAAAAUGUAGAUUGUUAUUGAAGUGAAUUUACUUCCUAAUGGCAGGACUGGUCUCACACUAUUGUAAGAUAAAUUACUUCAUACUCAGACAUUUUUAAUACACAUUUAGAGAUUUAAACUUGUCAAAUUAAAAAAUUGUCACAGUAAAGUGAUACAUUCUGUUGUGUUCUCAUUUGGCCUUCAAUAUUUCUUAAAAAUUGAUAUUCAGGUAUAUCUAAGAUGACCACCUUGAACAAAACCUGUAUAUAAUGCUUGAGUGCACUUGAUUUACUCCCUGUUAAAAUUAAAAACUGAUGCAGCUUUUAUAUUAAAAAUAAUUUCCCACCUCAGGGCUAAAAGGUCACAUGUGGACACAGUACAGAGGCAGCAGACUUCAGUGCACUGUCGGGUUUACAUGGAGAAUGCUAAGCUAAGUGCUUUCUGUGUAAUGUAAGAUAUUGACCAUAAUCUAAUUCCUUUUACCUCGAUGUAUAGGGGGCCUUCAGAUUGUUAAAGAGGCUUGAGUUAAUAUUGCAUCUCCCUUUGUAGGCGAGGAAAUAACAGCAUAAUAUGCUGGUUUGUAUCGUCUUUGUCUUUAGCUGACAAUUUGCUCUUUUUCAAUGGAAUUGAAAUUAUGAUUAUAAACCUUUUAAAUCCAGUUGUUCAUGGUUAGUGAUCUUGACCAUAACUCAGCUGUAGAACAUGUAUGAGCCCAUAUCAGACUAUCAGCAAAACUGAAGCAUAUUGUGCAUUAUUGAUAUGAAUUUAAUGUUAUUUUUAAUUCAGCUUUAAGUAUAAUGACUUUAUAGUUGACUAGUGGUGUUGGAAGUGUCACUUUGUGUAUUUGUAAAUAUAGUUUGGACAUCUCAUGAUGUAGAAAGUCAGUGCCAUCUUCAUCUUCCCUUUAUAUAGUGAAAUCCUUUUUUUUUCUUGUUUAUGCCAGGCAGCACAACAAAUUUGUGAGAGAUACCAUAAUUAAGAUAACUUGACCUUGAUGGGUCACUGAAUGAGCAAUUAUUCAAAUUGCUAAUAGCUCAUUGUUGUUAAAACGGAGUCUUCAGGUUUUGGACUUGGUUGACGCUGUUUUCAAACUGAAUGUAUUAUGCAAAUAACAAUAAAAUUACACUACUUAAAGAG
Molecule: messenger RNA, 3193 nt
Organism: Micropterus salmoides (largemouth bass)
Lineage: Eukaryota; Metazoa; Chordata; Actinopteri; Centrarchiformes; Centrarchidae
Gene: ppp1r7
Product: protein phosphatase 1, regulatory (inhibitor) subunit 7
Exons: 10
Coding region: 64-1101 (345 amino acids)
Molecular function (GO): protein binding
Source: RefSeq, a predicted model, not a curated record